Molecule: messenger RNA, 2778 nt
Organism: Trypanosoma brucei brucei TREU927
Lineage: Eukaryota; Euglenozoa; Kinetoplastea; Trypanosomatida; Trypanosomatidae
Exons: 1
Coding region: 1-2778 (925 amino acids)
Source: RefSeq, a predicted model, not a curated record
AUGUUCACCUCCAGGUGUCUUCUAUUUUUAAAGAAUCUCUCCUCCUCUCUUUUAUUUCUUCACAUAGCUGUUUGUCUAGAGGUCCGCGGUUUGGUGGGACUGACGAUGAACUUUGACGAUCUCUUCGCGGAUGACCUGAAAUCGCUUGAAGCCGUGAUGGCACAGAUGCCGAAACCGUUAGCAAAGCAACCGAACCCUUCAGUCACCACACCUGUGCCAACGCUGGAGACAUCCGCUGCUGCAGCAAGCGCUUCUUUUGUUGGAGAGGAGAAUCGAGUUGGCAGAAGAGCUGGACGGCGGCAACAAGGGUCGGAGGUGGCGUCCCAAUCCACAGCUGGUGCGAAAGCGGUGACGAAGGAAUCCCUUCCAUGGGAAUUAGACGACGACCUGCCACAAACGUCAGCAACUAAAAGGGAAGAAGAUUCUUUGUCAUUUCUCGCCCCAACAGCUGGAAGGUGGCAGGCAUCCCCAAUGUCGACAACAGGAGCGGCGACGCGUGCUGAAGGGGGUGCGUCUCUACUAAGUGGCGUUGGAAACAAUGAUACAUUGUAUAUCGACGAUGAUGACCCUUUGGCUUUUUUGGAGGGUCCUGUACCGUCUAGGCGGAAACCAACUACAUCAACCUCCUCCGAGGCUCGAAAAGCACCAAAGUGGGGGGAGGAAGAGGGAGUUGUGGAGGUAAACAAAGAAGAAGCAAGACGGCGAGCUGAACAGCGGGAUCUUCUGGCGUCGUUGGACGCGGUUGAAAUCGAGCUCCGUGAGGUUCAGAGUAAAAUAAACCUGCUUCAAAUAAAGUCAGACACUGAACUAAUAGAGCUGGAAACUGCGAUUAUCCAGAAGGAAAUGCAGCUUGAAUCAGGUGAGGUUUCUUUGGUUGCUGAACGGCAAACGUUGGAGGAACAGAACCGGAAACGCAUUGAAUCUCUUGAGGAGAAUACCAUACGUUUACUGAGACAGCAAUCUGACGAGAUAACUGUUGCAACAAGUGAAGUGUAUCAAGGUCAGUUGAAAUCGUUUGCAACCAGUAUAGAAAACACUCAAGAAAGAAUAAAGCGUAUGCAGCAGCAGCGAGAGCUGUUGCUACAAAACCAUAGAUUCGAUGAGGAGGGAAUUUUAGUUGCCCUUACUGAUGAAGAGGACAGAAUGUCUGCUAGUAGCUAUGCUAAUGACAGCGAAAGUGAGGCGGGUGGUGGUACCAACAUUGAGGUGAAAAUAUCUGCCGCCCUCCGUCUGUUUCAGCAGUGGAAUAAGGAGAGACUCGCGUCAAUUGCAGGUAGUGUUGUUGAUUACUUGCAUAAAGAAACCAAUGAAGUGGCUCGUGAGGUACGACAUAAUCACACGCUGUCAUAUUUGCAGGACGCGACCGCGAGAAAGGAACUGCUGAAUACCUUUUUCCGAGAGAUGGCGUCGACAUACCUCGAUUUUUUCAACAACCGCGCCCAGCAGAGGUCCAAAAGAACCACAGAGGUACGCGAUGGACUUCGGCAGGCGACUGAAAAACUUCGUGAACUUGCCAAACAGCGAAUGGAAUCUCGCAUGAACGACAUUUCAACAAAAGCCAAUGAGGCUGCACGGAGAUUUCAAAAAUUAACGCUAGAAGCUAUUGAAUGUGCCGAUCGCAAGGCUGCGGCAGUGAGGGCCAGCGACGACAGCGUUGCGCGGAGUCAAUAUGUGGAGCAACAGAGCCGUUGUGGGAUGGAGCUGGGUUGUCUUGAGAAACUUCAUAGCGCGGAGCUGGACACGUUGAGAGACCAGCUGGGCCGGCUGCGUGACUCCGAGAGCAAAACUUCAAGAAAAAAGGAAGAAAUAAAAAAUAUAUGCACAUCCAGGGCCGAUUUUGUCGUUGCAUCCGUCAGGAAGUUGGAGAGUUCCAUACGAGAACAACUUGAAGGUCAAAAAUUAUGGAACAAAACCCUUCGUUCUCAGGCGGAGGGUGUGAUGUCCUUACUAAUGGAUGAUAUGCUUGAUCUGCGCAUGGGUAUACAAGAGAAGGAGGCUGUUGUUUUGUCGCUUCUUGACGAUACGCAGAGACGACAAAACGAGUUGAGCGGCACGCGGUUACGUUGUGGCGAGCUCCGCGAGCAAAUCAGUGAGAAGCUACAAGAAGCUGUUCAGUGCGCGCGGCAGCACCACGUUUUACAGGAAUCACGCGUAGCCAGCGUAGAGCUUACACGUACAGCGUGGGAACAUGAACAAAGGGAACUGCUUCAGUGGGGUUUCGAGGAGCUUUCAGUUCAAGAAUUGAUCGGUGACUUUGCCGCUACCGGUAUAGGUUCUGAUCACGCGGGGGUUGGGCAGACCCAGCUUCCUGUCGCCUCAACUAACGUCUGUGUCCUACGAAACAUUGCUAACAAGGGUCACACCCUCGCUACUCGCCUUGCGGCAUUGCGCAGCCAACGGGACAAUGUCUAUAAUGCUGUGGAGAAGGAGCGUGUGCGUGUCACAACGGCGCGGCGGGGAGUGGAUGGGCGUUGGGUGAAGUUAUUUGAGGAGUUGCUAUCACUUAUGUCAGAGCAGGAGAAGACGAUGUCUCAGCAGCUGGAUGCGGUGCUGUGCAUAGCAAAAUUGGAAGGGGCAAAAUCAAUCUUGCGUCACGAUUUCGAGCUCUUGCAGCGGCGUCGUGGCGAGGUGCAGGAGCUAAUGAAGCACCUUAAGCGGGAAUUGGGGACUGUAGUGGAACGCAGAUCGGAAUUCGCCUUACUGCAGAAGGAUCUCGAACAAAAGCAGGCCAUACUUCUGCAGGGGAGCCGCCUCACUGCACAAGCCUUUGACCCGUAG